Aedes albopictus (Asian tiger mosquito) is the source of this 2934-nucleotide messenger RNA. Its product is annotated as transmembrane protein 216. The transcript has 2 exons. NCBI's taxonomy places the organism in Eukaryota, Metazoa, Arthropoda, Insecta, Diptera, Culicidae. The coding region runs from base 269 to 682 and encodes 137 amino acids. The record is from RefSeq and is a predicted model, not a curated record. Gene Ontology annotation, cellular component: ciliary transition zone. Gene Ontology annotation, biological process: non-motile cilium assembly.
AAUUAGUGCGGCGAGGUAGCCGAUAGACGCACGGCUUGAGACGUCUACCCAGCAGCUUCGAUGUGCUGCCCACGGUUCAGGCGGAGUAGUGGCAGCUACCGUUGCUAGUAGUGCGUGUCGCAUCCCCUUGUAUUUCUCUUCCCGGUCCCAUCUUUCUCGUCACUUCGAAUAGUGGCCGAGCAGCACUUCGUCCGGCGGGGGAGUAGGUGCUAGAAAAAAACAAAGAGCCAGACCGCCCACCACUCGGCAGCGAAAACAGCAGCAAACCAUGGGCAAUCCUAGUCUGACGUACGAGAUUCUAUUGUAUCUGAACUCGUUUUACUUCGGGAUGUUCGCAAUGUGCGAACUGGGUAUGAUUACCCUCAAGGCGGUCAAUCUCAAAUACCCGGAGCAGAUCCUAAUGAGGGAAACGUGCAUCCUUCUGUCGCUCUGUCUGGUCGAGACGAUACGGAUCAUUCUCGGGCGGAAGGGCAGUCUCAGCGAUCACGGCUGGCAAGUCAUCCUAUCGGUUAUCCUGACAAUUCCUUGCGCGGUGGGAGUCGGUUAUCUCCUGUUCUAUCAAUUACACCGAUUACGCCUCGAAUACAUCCUAUGUGCCUUAAUGUUAUCUCUCCAGGCAGCCGAGCUACUGUUUGCGAUACUGUUCGUAUUCACACUCUGCCGUCCGACCUCGUACGACUAGGUUCGUCCAACCCCAAAAACCGUUUCCCUCCCUUUCACUGUCAUCUUCCAUCCUAUUCGGCGUCCAAACCGAGAAGUUCGAGAGUCUCAUCUUUACUAUUAAAAACUUUCAUGAUAAAAAAAGAAAUGACAGACUAGAUUAGCACUGACCAGUCUUUUUGAAACACUAUAUAUUCCAUUUCUCAUCCAGCGACCGUCGUCAUUUGAUAUCCAGCUUUUAACGAAGUAGAUUUUGCAUUAGAAUCUUUUUAAACGACCCAUUUCGAAGCCAAAAGCGAUUCAGCCAAAUUUCUGAGACUUGUACAGACAAUAGGAUUCACAGUAAAACCAAAAUGAAGCAACACUCAUAAGACUCAACAUUUGAAACAUACUAUCAAUACGACUAGAUCCAUUAUCAAUUUACUCAUUAAUUCUAUCGCAUAUUUUGUAUCAUAAACAUUACGUUUUGUGAUUUACACGAAACUUUCAUUUCGUACUUUAAAAGGCAAACGACCCAAAUAUUUGUAAUUUUAAGGAAAACAAUGUUUAUAACUCAUAAGUAAUCGAUCUAUCCCCCCAAAAAAAUGGGGCCAUUAUUUAUUUAUUUAUGUGUUCUCUGUAAAAUCGUUGUAACAAGAAGCUAGUCAAAUGACCAAAUCAAAUGAAACUCUCUUCGUUCUAAGUCAACACCGGCACAGGGUUAUCUAUGUGCGCUACGUACUGUAUGUCAAAGUUCAUCAAGCAAUUAUUCGUACAGAGAUGUUUAAAUGGAUUGAAUCUCCCUGAAAAUCUCCCAAAUUAAAGGCCGAAACGUCGACUAUAAGGUCUAAGUUAAUUUCAUUUUGCAUCACAAUAUUCAACACCUAGAUUUUUCUAUAGUUAAUCUCGAUAUUGAAAUUCAAUAAAUUUAAUUAUUUAAAAAAGUUAAUAUCAUUUUUUAAAUUAUUUUGUGAAACGUUUCGUACGCAUAAUUGUUUGAAAAACUGUACGUUUCAAAUCCAAAUUGUAUCUGCACUUCAAACAGUCGAUUCACUACUAGCUAUAACUUAGAAGCUAAGUGAGCAUGGGGAAGAAAAUAAAAUCAAAGUAAAUCAAACGGGUUGUCAAAACCAUUAACUAGCGUUUGUAAUAGCUGUCGAUUAGCGGAACUCGUUUACAUUUGAGGAAAAGUUGUUUUAUACAUAUGCAAAAUCAACUAGUGACGUUAAGAUUAAUGGUAGGUUAAAUUGAUAUAAAAAAGAAAUACAAUGAAAAAACUGCAAUAUAUUCAGCAAACAAAACGGAAGCCAUUUUAGACCAUUUAUACCAAAGUCAUUUACGGUAGAGAGAAAGGAAAGCCCAUUGUAAAGUAACUGUUUCAAAGUAGCUCGUUGCCCGUCAGGAAAAGGGCCAUCAGACAUUUACACAAAGAGUAAAUACCGAAACGUUUCAGCGUUGUUAUACGCAAAUUAUAGAUCAAAAGUUGUGAAUCUCCAUACAGAAUUUCAAAUGUUUUACAGGAAAUAAUACGUUACAAACAGGCAUUUGUACUAAACUAAUACUAAACCAAGACAGUUUUUUAGGGAUUGUGUGGGGGAUGCCGAAGAACCAAAAGGCAGAAUGUCGACUGACAAAAAUGUAGAAAUAAAAUUUGAUUACUUACAACACGUAGAUAGACUUAAAAUUAGUUGUUAAAACAAAUGAGUCUGGUAGGCGAACAAGAUCCUUUAGCGCCUCGCAUGUUUUCUGAAAGUUUUUAAAUCUCUGCCAGUAGAAAAAAAGUUGGCGAAAUGUUCUGCCUUUUGAUUUCGGCUUUCCAGUGCAUGAUCCUCGUUUCAUUUUUCCGGUGUAUGUUUAGAAUUUUAAACUAUAUCACCUUUUAAAAUGCAAUUUUAACAUCUCCACUUUUUCAAUGACACCAUUGAAUUUUCAACAUCUAAAUCCAACCAAAUUACCACUCGCACAUAGUUUUUAUCUAUCUUGUCUAGCACUUUCUAAAUUGCAAUUCAAGUUUUAUUUUUCCUAAAAGAUUUGUCCACAGUAUUGACCACCUUAGAAACGUGCUGCACCUUUUCUACUUUAACUGCUGUAUUCCUACCAUCACCGUUUAGUAAACGUGCCACUACAAUUUAUGAGUUUUUGUACAGCCAGUAGGAGCGAACUAUGACAAGAGAGAAAUUUUUUAAGACAAACAAAUCAAAUCAGUACUGUGUUCUUCUUAUGUUAUCGUGUAAUCUUCAAAGCCAAAAGACUUUGUAAUAAAACAUAUUACCUUUACGCAUGAUAAGCAACCUA